This is a messenger RNA of Aspergillus chevalieri, 2619 nucleotides long. RefSeq lists its product as uncharacterized. The record is from RefSeq and is a predicted model, not a curated record. Gene Ontology annotation, molecular function: ATP binding; ABC-type transporter activity; ATP hydrolysis activity. The coding region runs from base 1 to 2619 and encodes 872 amino acids. Gene Ontology annotation, cellular component: membrane. NCBI's taxonomy places the organism in Eukaryota, Fungi, Ascomycota, Eurotiomycetes, Eurotiales, Aspergillaceae. The transcript has 3 exons. Gene Ontology annotation, biological process: transmembrane transport.
AUGGACCCAACAUACACAACCCGGCAGUUCCGUGAAUACCUCCAGUUUAGCUACCCUGCUGCUACACUGCUAGUAUUUUUGAUCGGGUUUAUCACAAAUUCGGUUCUGAUCGCUAAAAGCUCCCAAAAUGGCGGCGCAGUGCGGUGUGGUCUUGAGGAAAAGCCCUUGUCCAAGGGGUUGAGAAGUACGAUACACAAGAUUGCAGAUGCUCAGAAGCAUCAGUUUUCUUCUAGUGCAAGAUAUGCAUUCGUAUGGCUUGUGGUUGGUGUCCUGGUGACCCUUGUGGCGGAUGUUUCUGUCCAUAUCAGUCAUGCUAUUGCGGGCCAUGAGGAGAGAUGGUGGUGUGGACAAGCGACUGUGAUCUACGUCGUGGGAUCAUUUUUCUCCCACGUCAUCAUCUUCCUCUCCCUGCUCGAUACAAAUCCCGCCCCAACUUUCGCGCAAUUUAUUCCCUGGUCCAUGACGAUUCCGUUCGAACUCGCCAUAGUCGCUACUUCUUUAUCAAUCUAUACCAAUACACACCAUGAUCCGAUCGUCGGGAAUGCAUUCGGCGGUCCUCUGCGCGAAAGAAUCACAAAGUGGGAAUUGCUGGAGGUGAUAUCCGGUGUUAUUCGACUUCUUUUUCUGGUUUUCUUGGUUGCUUUGUACGUGCUGCAUUUCGUCCGCGCGAAUUCGGCCGAGGGCUCUCGCGAAGAUAGUCCAAUGGAGCAGAUUGGACUUCUUGACUCUGAGACAAAGGCUGGGGCCGAGAACAACGAGGGUGACGAUGCCCCCGAAAAACCUACAACUGCCCCAAACACCUGGUGGCAGUACCUCAGCGGCUACUCCGUACUAUUUCCAUACCUAUGGCCCUCCAAAUCCCGGCGCCUUCAGAUUAUCGUCAUAAUCUGCUUUGGCCUCUUAAUCCUCCAGCGCAUCGUUAACGUCCUAGUCCCAUACCAAGUCGGCGUAAUCACCGAGGCCCUCUCCAUCGAAGGAAACAAUAUCCACCUCCCCUGGCUCCAAAUCUGCCUCUACAUCAUCUACCGCUGGCUCCAAGGCAGCCAGGGCCUUCUCGAGUCCCUGCGCUCAUAUCUCUGGAUCCCAAUUAGUCAAUAUGCUUACAUGGAAACGUCGACUGCGUCGUUUGAGCAUGUGCACGGUCUGAGUUUGGAUUUUCAUUUGAAUAAGAAGAUUGGGGAGGUGCUUUAUGCGUUGAAUAAGGGGAGUGAUUCCGUAAAUACGUUUUUGGAACAGGUUACGUUCCAGGUUGUGCCUAUGGUUAUUGAUCUGGGGGUUGCGGUGGGGUACUUUUUGAUUGCGUUUGAUGCGUAUUAUGGGCUUGUUGUUGCUAUUGUGACGUUUUUCUAUCUCUAUGUCACGGUGCGCAUAGCGCAGUGGAGGGCUGAAAUGCGAAGAAAACAGGUCAAUGCCCACAGGCAGGAGAAUGCCAUCAAAAACGACUCCCUCUCCUCCUACGAAACAGUAAAACACUUCAACGCCGAACUCCUCGAACACACCCGCUACCGAACAGCAGUCUCCACCUUCCAAUCCGCAGAAUACCACUCCCUCUACGCGCAGUCCUUCAUGACAGCAGCCCAAAACACAGUCUUUACACUAGGCCUGCUACUCACCUGCUUCAUAGCCGCGUACCAGGUCUCCAUCGGCCAGCGGCCAGUGGGCCAAUUCAUGACUCUGCUCACGUACAUGGCGCAGCUACAGACGCCGCUGAGUUACUUUGGGACGUUUUAUCGGUAUAUCCAGACUGCUAUGAUUAAUUCGGAGCGGUUGUUGGAGUUGUUGAGGGAGAGGGCGUCGGUUGUUGAUAGGGUGUCUGCUAGACCUAUGGAUGCUUGCCAGGGACGGAUUACGUUCGAAGAUAUUGGAUUUGCGUAUGAUGCGAGGAAACACAAGAAUGCGUUAAACGGGCUAUCAUUCCACUGCGAGCCAGGCACAAUAACAGCCCUAGUCGGCGAGUCCGGAGGCGGGAAGUCGACUAUCUUCCGCCUGCUCUUCCGCUUCUAUAACCCCCAAACCGGCCGGAUCCUCGUCGACAACAAUGACGUCCAGGAUAUAACCAUCGCUUCUCUCCGCGAACACAUCGCCAUCGUCCCGCAGGACACAUCCCUCUUCAAUGAAUCCCUCCUCUACAAUCUCCGCUACGCAUCCCCCUCCGCCACAGAUGAAGACAUCCACAAUGCCUGCCGAGCAGCCUGCAUCCAUGAUAAAAUCAUGACAUUCCCAGAAGCCUACGAGACGAAAGUCGGUGAUCGGGGACUGCGGCUUAGCGGCGGUGAGAAACAGCGCGUUGCGAUUGCGCAGACAAUUCUUAAAAAUCCGCAAAUUAUACUCUUGGAUGAGGCGACUGCUGCGUUGGAUAGUGAGACGGAGGGGCAUGUGCAGGAGGCGUUGGGGAACUUGGCAAAGGGGAGGACGGUGAUCAUGAUUGCGCAUCGUUUGAGUACUGUUACGGAAGCGAACCAGAUAUUGGUGUUGCAUGAGGGCAGAGUUGUGGAGAGGGGGACGCAUGGGGAGUUGUUGGGGUUGGGUGGGAGGUAUAUGGGGAUGUGGCGGAGGCAGAGUCGGCAGGGUGCUGGAGAAGAGUUGCGGAGACGGAAUCCACAGCAAAGGUUGCUCUAG